Alternaria burnsii is the source of this 1086-nucleotide messenger RNA. RefSeq lists its product as uncharacterized. Gene Ontology annotation, cellular component: post-mRNA release spliceosomal complex; U2-type spliceosomal complex. The record is from RefSeq and is a predicted model, not a curated record. Gene Ontology annotation, biological process: mRNA splicing, via spliceosome. The transcript has a single exon. Bases 1 to 1086 code for a protein of 361 amino acids. NCBI's taxonomy places the organism in Eukaryota, Fungi, Ascomycota, Dothideomycetes, Pleosporales, Pleosporaceae.
AUGCAGGGCUUUAAUAUGGGGCGGUACUACCCGCCUGACGCCUCGAAUCCUCCAAGCUUCAACAACUCCUCACACCCACUCGGCAAACGCGCAAACAAAAUUUCCCAGGGCAUCCUCACAGUCCGCUUCGAACUGCCCUUCGCCGUGUGGUGUGAUCACUGCAGUCCGCCCGCCAUCAUCGGUCAAGGUGUACGUUUCAACGCCGAGAAGAAGAAAGUGGGCAACUACCACAGCACGCCCAUAUGGAGUUUUCGCAUGAAACACAGUGCUUGUGGUGGCUGGUGGGAGAUUAGAACGGAUCCGCAGAACAGCGAAUAUGUUGUCACAGAAGGGGCGCGAAGAAGGGAUUAUGGGCCUGCUGGAAAGGGAGAUGAGGCGUUAGCCGAGGGAGACCUCAAAUUCCUGACUGAGGAAGAGAAGCAGAAGAGGAGGGAAGAUGCCUUCGCAAGUCUAGAGGGGAAGUUGGAGGAUAGAGGGAUCGAAAAGAAGAACAAGGAGAGAGUUGAGGAGUUGUACGAUAAGGCGGAGGUUUGGAGGGACCCAUACGAUGUUAAUGCGAAAUUGAGAAGGGACUUUCGGGAAAAGCGGAAAGUUUGGAAGAAAGAAGACAAACACAAGGAGGGUAUGCAGGAUAAGUUCAGUCUGGGACUGGAUAUCGUGGACGAGACUGAGGCAGACCGCACACGAGCUGGGCUGGUCGAGUUUGGUUCUACAGCAACGGACGACCGGGGAGGGGGUCGUUUGGAGUGGAAACCUCUUUUCGCGGACACAAAGGUGGAAGAAAAGGCCACAAACGACAAGGCUGUUCAUCCUAUACCGCCGACGAAGAAACUUAAGGCAGAAAUAGCCAGGGAGAAGAGUCGACUGGGACUGCAGCAAACACUUGUCGGAAACACAAAAGCCGCCAUUGAUCCGUUUCUGCACAAUGGUAGCAUGCCAGCUUCCAGAGUCAACUUGGGUAUACUGAAGAGGAAGAGAGAUACUGAUACAACCGGUAUAGACGCGGCGCCUGAGAAUGCAGGUGCUGAGGCGCCAACCAAGAAACCUGCUCUGCUUGAAGCUCUGGUGGGCUAUGAUUCCGAUUGA